Molecule: messenger RNA, 1509 nt
Organism: Psilocybe cubensis
Lineage: Eukaryota; Fungi; Basidiomycota; Agaricomycetes; Agaricales; Agrocybaceae
Exons: 3
Coding region: 1-1509 (502 amino acids)
Source: RefSeq, a predicted model, not a curated record
AUGACACCAGUAGCUCGAUCACUCCCCUUUCUCCACCUCAACGAAGAUAUCCUGUUCUACAUCUUUUCACUCAACGCAAAUUCUGCAGAUUCAUUCAUCCCUGGCCGCCCCCGCUUGGUAUGCCAUAAAUGGCGUCGCUUGAUUCUCUCAUCUCCGACUCUCUGGGCCAACUCUCUGGAUCUAGAAUUGCUAGCAGGUGGGAAUGAUAACUGGCGCAAUGAGGUUGUCAAAAGGACAGAUAAGGAGUGUAUGCGUGAUUUCCUGGAAGUUUUCCUGGAUGAAAACUGGGCGCGCAUUCGUCGGCUGCUUAUAAAUGACUACUUCUAUGAUGCAGCUGAUUGGGAAGAGCUCCUCCAAAGACCUGCACCAAACCUUGAGCAACUGUGUAUUCAGGGAGAUGUACCCUUUGAAGAUAUGGAUGAUGGGAUAUUAUUCUCUGGCACUUCUCCCCGGGCUCUUCGUGAGGUUCAACUACGCUUCCGGCUUACAGUUGACCCAGCACAUCCUUGGUACAACAACCUACGUCACUUUCAUGAUCUUUGCGUGGACAAAUUUACUGCUUCACAGUUUCUACGUGGUCUGAAACUCCUACCGCAUCUCGAAACAUUAGGAAUUACGAAUACAUUCUUCCAUUAUGAGGUCGACCAAUCUUUAAUUCCCGUCCAAAUUCCAAACCUUUCCCGGCUCAGCAUCACUGAGUCCAACGUCAUGACAAUAAUUCUAUUAUUGAAAUACAUCGUUCCUGGACCACACUGUUCCUUGAUUUUCAACGAUUGGGAUGAAAGUCGUGAUUUAUCUUCAGAUAUUGUUACAAACUUCCUGGAUAUUGGUGCUGCCUUGUCCACGUUUCUUCGACAUCAGUCCUAUCAGCAUCGUACCUUCCCUAACUUUCAUUACUACGAGAUGAGUGAUCACGGUCACUUCAACAUACAUGAUGGGCGUCAAUUCCUAGACAUAACCUUGGAGGACAUUAAGACCAUUCUGUCCAACAACGGGAACAAUUGGCCAGGAUUUGUCGCACAGGUCAAUGCUGCGUUAUUAUCUGGAUUAGUGGAUCCUAUUUCGACGACUACAAAACUUCAUUUGGCAGUACAUCAGCUACCAUCACCCAGCGAUUCCAUGCUCUCCUUUCUCAAUCACUUCAAGAACGUGAACACUCUAGAAACCGACGCAAAGACCCUCCAAAUCAUCAGAGAAGCGGAACAAAUUCACCAAGAAGGUAAUCUUGGUAGUUUGAAUCUUUUCCCAUCUGUUUGCAAUAUUGUCGUACACGACUGGCAGCGCUACGAGCCGUUAGACUCACAGGAGAUAUACCAAUUUGUUAGGUCUCGGAAGGAUCACGCGAUGCCCAUCAAGAAAGUUUCCUUUGAGAGUCGCGACAUUUCCAUUAUGUCAGUGGAGGAAGCUGCGUCAUGGAGAGCAUUAGCUAGUGAGCUUGAUUUUGAAGUUGAAUUUGAGUCUGGAGCCAUCCAUGAUGACCUCGCCAACAUAUCUGAUUCUGAUAUUUAA